This is a messenger RNA of Protopolystoma xenopodis, 678 nucleotides long. NCBI's taxonomy places the organism in Eukaryota, Metazoa, Platyhelminthes, Monogenea, Polystomatidea, Polystomatidae. The record is from the annotation of a GenBank genome assembly.
CUUGGUACUGUGAUAAUCAUGGCCGAUAACACGCUUUCUCCAUACGCGGCUAAACAACUUCUCCUUGGCCAGCCUGACCCUUUAAACUCUGCCUUUCAUCUUACCUACACUAUGGUUCUCAAUCUUCUGCGUGUUGACGAUAUUGAUCCUGAGACAAUGUUGGAACGCAGCUUUUAUCAAUUUCAAAACAGCCUUAGGCUACCUCAUUUGGAAAAACAGGUUAUAACCUUGGAGAAUGAUCUUGCUGAUUAUGAAUCUUCUCUACCUGCGCUUGAUAUCGAAGAAUCUCAUAUAUCUUCCUAUUUGGAUCUCCUUCGGGGGCAGAAACAAUUAAAUCGAACUAAGAUGUCAUUACUAUCUAGACCUAAAUAUCUUGUUGCAUUCCUUCAACCAGGUCGAAUUGUACAUGUUGCCCACUCUGGAAUCGACUAUGGCUGGGGUAUUAUCCUGCAUGUUAGACGGAACCAGAACCCUGGUUCAAUUCCCAGUCGUUCUAUUAUCUUCAAUGAUGCCGAAUCCAUCCACACAGUUGAUUGUUUGAUUGAAGUUUCACUUUCAUCGGAGCAUGCUUUGAAGUUUAAUCAAGAAAAGCCAGGCUCCCCUAACGCUACGCCUCUUCCAUUGGCUCUAGUUGAACCUGCGUACAAGUCAAAUCUGAUAUUUUCUGAAGACGACUGA